AUGGAUAAAAAGAUAGUGCGCAAAGGGCCGCUGCCUGGGGGUCGCCGGGGCGCGUCUGGAGCUGGCGCUGGACGCGGCAGCAUGCGGGCCGCCAGCCGAGCGCGAGGAGCUGCACGGUCAUCUACCAGCCCUCCGCAUCCAUCAUCCCCACCAGAAGGCUUGGUGUCGGCUGGGUCUUCUCGGACUCAGCAAGCGGCACCCGCCGCUGGUGGAGCACGUCGCAUGCGUUGGUCACAAGAAAUGAAUGCAAACGCACUGCGGGCGUACUUUAGGGCAAAAGGGGAAGAAACUGGAUGUUUGGCGUAUCGGGCUAGGAUGCAUCGUCUUUUUGCUGAGCUGGAGCCAUCUUUAAUCGUCACAGAGCAAAACCUGGCAGACCGAGUUCGGUAUAUCUUGCGCUCAAAUAUAUUUGAUGUCGCCGAACUCGAACGGCUACGACGCGAGGCUGUUCCCUCGUCGGAUGAGAAUGCUACGGCUGAGGAUGCGGCGCCACAAAUGGUAGAGCAACCCGCAAACGUGGAUGCCGCCGUGAAUACCCCAGUUGUGGUUGAUUCAAACGAUGAUGGAACAUACGCCUCUCGAAAAUCGACCGCGACUUCCCCGCAUAGCCCUAAGCAAGCGGAAUCGGGCUGUCGUGAGGGCUCUGAACCCAAUGCUGGUUACCUAUUUGGAAGCCAGCCGGGACUUUGCGAGACGGACUCAAUUCUUUUUGGCGCCGCGCUGGCAGUCUGCCGUAUCAUAGGCGCCAAGGUUUCCACGGCUGGACGCGCUACUGGCCAUAGUAGCGCUAUCCCAGCAUGGAGAAGAAGAAUUGAGGAACGUAUCGCAAAGGCUAGAGCUCUCAUCGGCAGACUGAUAUGCUUCAGAUCAGGCAACAACAGGCCAAGAAUUGUGCGCACCGUCAGGAUGGCGUUUGCUGGGACAAAUGUCAGUUUGUCCCAGCCGGAUAUAACGCAAAAACUGACGGAGCGCAUAGAUGAUCUGAAGCAGAGAAUCGCUGCUUGGGGAAAGCGGAUUCGGCGAUAUACCGAGAGGUCGACACGGUUCAACCAGAAUCGUCUCUUCCAGAGUGAUCAGAAGAGGCUCUAUGAAUCAUUGGAGCGACCAAUGGUAAGUGGAACGGGUCCAGCACCGGGUCAGGCCGACACUGUAGCAUUCUGGCGCGGCCUGUGGUCAGAGCCCGUAAACCACAGCGAGGGCCCUUGGACGGAAAUUGUGGCGAGUCAGUGUGCGGGUAUUACGCCCAUGGACCCCGUCAUCAUAACGCCGGAUGACGUAGCUGAGGCGGUUCGUAGGGCCCCGAACUGGAAAAGUCCGGGGCUUGACGGGCUGCAUCACUACUGGCUGAAGGGGUUCAUGGUGUGUCACUCUGUGCUCGCCCGACAGUUUCAAGAGGCUCUCAACCAGAAGUCGCUCCCAAGCCUCUUCACUACUGGGAUCACUCAUUUAGUUCCUAAAGACCAGGGAACAAGAAAUAGAGCAAAUGAGGAGUACAUUGGAAGAGGCGAUUGUGGAAACGCGCAGUACGCCUCUCGAAAAUCGACCGCGACUUCCUCGCAUAGCCCUAAGCAAGCGGAAUCGGGCUGUCAUGAGGGCUCUGAACCCAAUGCUGGUGACCUAUUUGGAAGCCAGCCGGGACCUUUGCGAGACGGACUCAAUUCUUUUUGA
This is a messenger RNA of Parnassius apollo (apollo), 1668 nucleotides long. NCBI's taxonomy places the organism in Eukaryota, Metazoa, Arthropoda, Insecta, Lepidoptera, Papilionidae. The record is from the annotation of a GenBank genome assembly.